This is a messenger RNA of Sphenostylis stenocarpa, 315 nucleotides long. The record is from the annotation of a GenBank genome assembly. NCBI's taxonomy places the organism in Eukaryota, Viridiplantae, Streptophyta, Magnoliopsida, Fabales, Fabaceae.
AUGGCAGGUGGUCUAUCAAACGCUGGAGAUACUUUUGUUGAUGGAGCAGUCAUAGCUGCAGCACGAACAUUGCCAAGUUGGUCAGACGGGGAUGUGCCUCCAGUCCCUAGUGUGGAAAGAGCGGCUGUGAAGGAGUUGCAAAGUGAAUGCCGAAAGAUGCUCGCAGGAUUUGCUACAACCUCUAAGCAAGACCAGAAAUUGCUCGGUAAAUUUGAUAUUGCACAGAAAAUUGUUCAUGGAGAAAGUUAUCCAAACAUUGGAGAUAUAUCAAGAGAAAAUACUGUUCUGAUCCCCAAUCCACUAACAGGUGAAUAG